UAUCAAUUGACCUCUUGACCCCACCCCACGACCACUGCCAUAGCAAAACUCUUGUUUUUGACUAAGAGAAGCAGUGGGCUUGCAAACACAAACCUGUUUAUGUUAAAACAAGUGAUUUGACCAGAAUGGAAUCCAAAAAUGUGAUGCCCGUGUUAUCGCAGCCAGUGCGUGCUAAGAGUUUGUUGCGAGCAAACCUCGAGAGGCCAAACGUUGUAAUCCGCAGCAGGAUGCCGAACAUCAAAGUCUUCAGCGGCACCUCGCACCCAGAUCUUGCCCAAAGGAUCGUGGAUCGACUGGGCAUUGAUUUAGGAAAAGUCGUCACCAAGAAGUUCAGCAACUUAGAAACAUGUGUGGAGAUUGGAGAGUCUGUGCGUGGAGAAGAUGUCUACAUCGUGCAGAGUGGCAGUGGGGAAGUUAAUGACAACCUGAUGGAAUUGCUCAUCAUGAUAAAUGCCUGUAAAAUUGCUUCUGCUUCACGAGUGACUGCUGUCAUCCCCUGCUUCCCUUAUGCCCGCCAGGACAAAAAGGACAAGACUGCUGGUGACGGAAAACCUGUGGUCGAACCAUCUUUCAAGAAUAACGAUUGGAAGUUCAGGAGUCGUGCUCCAAUUUCUGCUAAACUUGUUGCCAACAUGCUUAGUGUUGCUGGCGCUGAUCAUAUCAUUACUAUGGAUCUUCACGCUUCUCAAAUUCAAGGCUUCUUUGACAUUCCUGUUGACAAUCUGUAUGCUGAACCUGCAGUUUUGAAGUGGAUUAAGGAAAAUAUUGCAGAGUGGCGCAAUUCAAUUAUUGUGUCCCCAGAUGCUGGGGGUGCUAAGAGGGUAACAUCAAUCGCUGACCGAUUAAAUGUUGAAUUUGCCCUGAUUCAUAAAGAGCGCAAAAAGGCCAACGAAGUUGCAUCAAUGGUUUUGGUUGGAGAUGUGAAAGACCGUGUUGCAAUUCUUGUUGAUGAUAUGGCAGACACAUGUGGUACUAUUUGCCAUGCUGCUGAAAAACUUCUGGAAGCUGGUGCUACACGAGUAUAUGCAAUUUUGACUCAUGGAAUAUUCUCUGGACCCGCUAUAUCAAGGAUCAACAAUGCCUGUUUCGAGGCUGUUGUUGUUACUAACACCAUUCCUCAAGAUGGGCAUAUGAAAGACUGUCCUCGUAUUCAGUGUAUUGAUGUGUCUAUGAUGUUUGCGGAAGCUGUAAGGAGAACACACAAUGGUGAAAGUGUGUCCUACCUUUUCUCCAAUGUUCCAUAUUAAGUACCUGUCCAUUUUAAUUUGUUUAUGGGUCUUUAAAGUUCAGUUUUAUCACACCCGACAACCUGUACACUGAUAUGAUCAAUUAAUCUUUAGGACUGACAUUUGAUGAUUAAAGCCAAUAAUCAAAGCAAAAUGUAGAUGUUUCAAUAGUUGUCUCUAAACUAGGUGAAAUGUAAGAACAUCAAAGGAAGGAAAUUGUGUGCCAUAAAUUGUAUUGAAGUGAAAUUUUCUGUGUUCAUGUGACAUGGCUGUCUUAAUCUUCAUCUCAUCUUUCCUCUAUUCUAUGGUAAAAUGGAAAACAGACCAUCUUUCAAAGGUGUGAAUGUUGACAUUCUAAUAGGUUCACCAUAGGGCCAAGUAAUAUGUAGUUUAUGCACUCCUCUCAGAGGGUAUGUCAUUGGCUGUGAGUAUGUGUGGAGCCAGUUUGGCUCAUGUUACUACUUAGGAUUGAAUUUGGCUUGUGUUAGUUAUUGUGAAAUUAUGUUGAUUAAUUCUUUGUCUUCAAAUGCUGCGUGGGUUGUAUAAAAGUACAGAUUGUCUGGUCUUGAAUGCUUAAAGUUCAAUGAUUUGUGGAAUCAAGUAGUGCUUGCUAUUAGCACUAAGUUUUGGUCUUGAUCUACCCACUGACACAUGUCUUGUUUUUGGUUUUUUUAAUUAUUUCUUGCCCCUCUUACUUUUCUAGUAUUGAUCAGUAUUUUGUUAAGAUUUGAAAGAGAUUGAUAAACAUAUUUUCCUGAUCCAGAACACGUCUAUUUUAUUGUUUUAUGUAUGACUGUCCUCUAAAGGAACUUGAAUCUUGUAUUGUUAGUCUGUUGACAACUUUUAUAGCAGAUACAUUUAGGGAUGAAAGCACUCUUGUAAAUUCUCUGUGAACCACAGUAUCAAUUUCCGCAUGUGAAGUAACGGGUCUUUUUGUGUUUAAUUUAGUAACCGAAUGUUGAUUAUUUGAGAUGACUACAGUACAUCAUUUACAAUCACAAAUUUUAGAAACUUAAUUUUAGAUCUGCAAUGUUAUGUUUUCACUUAACUUCAGCAAACUGAACACUUAAGGCCUGAAGUUAGUUAGAUGCUUGUACAAUGUAAAUUAGAAAAAAUAAAUUUUUGAUGAGAUUUUGUAAA
Frankliniella occidentalis (western flower thrips) is the source of this 2366-nucleotide messenger RNA. It is a transcript of the gene Prps, whose product is annotated as ribose-phosphate pyrophosphokinase 1. Gene Ontology annotation, molecular function: magnesium ion binding; ribose phosphate diphosphokinase activity. The transcript has 8 exons. NCBI's taxonomy places the organism in Eukaryota, Metazoa, Arthropoda, Insecta, Thysanoptera, Thripidae. Gene Ontology annotation, biological process: ribonucleoside monophosphate biosynthetic process; purine nucleotide biosynthetic process; 5-phosphoribose 1-diphosphate biosynthetic process. Gene Ontology annotation, cellular component: cytoplasm; ribose phosphate diphosphokinase complex. The record is from RefSeq and is a predicted model, not a curated record. The coding region runs from base 126 to 1247 and encodes 373 amino acids.